Molecule: messenger RNA, 1310 nt
Organism: Pseudophryne corroboree (corroboree frog)
Lineage: Eukaryota; Metazoa; Chordata; Amphibia; Anura; Myobatrachidae
Gene: MTPN
Product: myotrophin
Exons: 4
Coding region: 128-484 (118 amino acids)
Biological process (GO): regulation of barbed-end actin filament capping
Cellular component (GO): cytoplasm; nucleus
Molecular function (GO): protein binding
Source: RefSeq, a predicted model, not a curated record
AGGCGCGGUGACGUAUGACGCAGCGGGGGCGGGGCUGUGUGUGUGGGAAGCUGAUAGAGGGCCGCCGGAGAGUUGUGUCACUGCCAGGCCGCGCUCUCUGUCAUCCUGUCCCGCCGCCGCUCGCACCAUGUCUGACAAGGAGCUCAUGUGGGCGCUGAAGAACGGAGAUAUGGACGCGGUGAAGGAAUUCAUCGCCGAGGGCGCGGAUGUCAAUCGGAUGCUGGAGGGGGGUCGGAAACCUCUACAUUACGCAGCAGACUGCGGACAGGAUGAAAUAGUGGAAUUCCUUCUGGGAAAAGGAGCAGAUAUUAAUGCUGCAGAUAAACACGGCAUCACUCCUCUACUGUCUGCCACCUAUGAAGGACACUUGAAAACAGUCAAACUUCUUCUGGACCGGGGAGCCGAUAAAACGGUUAAAGGACCUGACGGACUUUGUGCCUUGGAAGCUACAGACAACCAAUCUAUUAAAGAACUGCUUCAUUGAUGGGGACUGGAGAUUAUCUGCACCAUUUGCCUCUUACUGCUGUCUUAUUUCUUUCUCUCUUAUUUUCUCUGCCAAUUUAUUCGUCCUCCUCACCUUACACCUGAGGACUCGAGUUAACACUGGGAGGAGCUCCUUCCAUAGGAUAGGCUUCGAAGAUAUGGAUGUACUAAUGUCUCAAGCAGUGUUGGGUAAUAAAAGCAUUUACAUGAAGACCAUAGCGGGGUGUGGGUUAGCCCUGUUUUAAAGAAGUGUUGACUCUUGUUCCCACCACUCCUGACAAUAGGGAUUGUGUAACAGAAGUUCUUAUUUCGUUCCCCAAAUGCGAUAUAACCUUUUUUAUUUUUGCUUCUUAUGUCUGUUAGAUACAACUGUUCUAUUCUGACGUUUUAUACAUGUACUGUACAUUACAUGACAGAUUAUAUAGAGCAGUAACCGCUACCAAUCUAAGAAUAUAUAAGACGCACACUCCACUGUGGGGCCGUUUAGGAAUAACUGUUCUAAGAAAGAAAAAACUGCUACAAAAUAGUUUCUUGCCUGAUCUUUUCUUCAUAUAUCUUUAUUUUAUGAAACAAAAAUAUCUUGUGAAUGGUAAGGACAGAAUAUAGAAUGUUCUAAUCCUUGAGGCUUUGUCCUCCCGUCCCAUUUGUUUUCUGGUUUCUCUUAUUUGAACUUUUGUUUCCAAUUAUCGAUCUAGGACUAAAGCUUUGUAUUCUUAAAUUAGACGGAUUUUGAGGUCGUGUUUUUUUUUUUUUUCUUCUUUUUUCCUCUCCUGCCACUGACGCAAUAUGUGCAUUAAACCACUGCAGUGAUGUUUUUGAACUCUUUA